This is a messenger RNA of Globicephala melas (long-finned pilot whale), 11082 nucleotides long. It is a transcript of the gene AGAP1, whose product is annotated as ArfGAP with GTPase domain, ankyrin repeat and PH domain 1. Gene Ontology annotation, biological process: activation of GTPase activity. The record is from RefSeq and is a predicted model, not a curated record. Gene Ontology annotation, molecular function: GTP binding; protein binding; GTPase activity. NCBI's taxonomy places the organism in Eukaryota, Metazoa, Chordata, Mammalia, Artiodactyla, Delphinidae.
AUGUACCUGCUGGACGACAGCGGCGAACCCGCGUCUCCGCCCGCGGACGCGAUGCCGCGCGGGACGCCCCCCAAGAAGACCGUCUACCGCAUCUCCGUGACCAUGGUCAGGAAGGAGCAUCUAGGCGCGCCGGGCCCCGGCGGCCCCGACCCGCGCCCGGUCCGGAGGCCCCGGCCCGCGCUCUCCCCGGACGCGCCCGGGCGUCUAGUGGAGGAGGCGGAGGAGGUGGCGUGCGCUGAGGACCCCGAGGGCCGCCGGCCUCGCGCCUGGGACUUCCGCACCUUCCGCACCCGCAGCACUGGGCAGCUGGAGCUCGGGCGGCUCCGGCCGUGCGCACGCGGCCGGGAGCCCGCGGCCCUGGCCGGCAGUCCCCCGGCAGUGGAGGAGGGGACCGGCUCGCCCGCUCCCGGUAGUCCCGACGUGGAGGGGGCUCGAGCCGCGCCCUUGCGGCGCAGCCUCAGCUUCAGGCACUGGAGCGGGCCCGAGGCGCCGCGGGGCCGGGCCCUGGGACGCGGGAGGCGCCACAGCAGCUCCGGGAGCCUGGCCUGGGCUCCGGGCGGCGAGGCCGUGGCCGACCCCGGGGCCGCCCUGGAGCCCGCGGCCUCCGGGCAGCCCGCCUCGGAGAAGCGCAACACCCUGGACGUGGGCGAGGUGCUCAGCAAGAACGACGCGCUCUCGGACCUGGAGCGCUGGGAGCGCAGCAAGAGCAAGAACCGCACGCUGGACAACAGCGACCUGCAGCGGCUGGAGCGCGCGCGGGCGGCGGCCGCGGGCUCCGGCGCGGCGUUGGAGCACAGGCUGCUGCGCUUCUUCAGUGGUAUCUUUGCGCGCAGGGACGGCGCGACCGGCGGCGGUCCCUCCCCGCGGAGCGGCGCCUCGCGGCCGCGCGGCUACUUCAGCAGCCUGCGGCGGGCCCCGGCCGACGCGCACUCGUCCAGCGCCGAGAGCAUCGACGGGUCCCCGCGCAGAGAUGCCUUUGUGAACAGCCAGGAAUGGACGUUAAGUCGAUCCGUCCCGGAGCUCAAAGUGGGCAUUGUGGGUAAUUUAGCCAGUGGCAAGUCGGCCCUGGUGCAUCGCUAUCUGACCGGCACGUACGUCCAGGAGGAGUCUCCCGAAGAUAUGGACGCAGGUGGCAGAUUCAAGAAAGAGAUUGUUGUUGACGGACAGAGCUACCUGCUGCUGAUCAGGGAUGAAGGGGGCCCUCCAGAGGCACAGUUUGCCAUGUGGGUGGACGCUGUUAUAUUUGUCUUCAGCUUGGAGGAUGAGAUAAGUUUCCAGACGGUCUACCACUACUACAGCCGGAUGGCCAACUACCGGAACACGAGUGAGAUUCCGCUGGUCCUGGUGGGAACCCAGGAUGCCAUCAGCUCCACCAACCCGCGGGUCAUCGACGACGCCAGGGCGCGGAAGCUCUCCAGCGACCUCAAGAGGUGCACGUACUACGAGACGUGCGCCACGUACGGGCUGAACGUGGAGAGGGUCUUCCAGGACGUUGCCCAGAAGAUUGUUGCCACGAGGAAGAAGCAACAGCUGUCCAUCGGACCCUGCAAGUCCCUACCCAACUCUCCGAGCCACUCAUCUGUCUGUUCCGCACAGGUGUCUGCCGUGCACAUCAGCCAGACAAGUAACGGAGGCGGGAGUCUGAGCGACUAUUCCUCCUCUGUCCCGUCCACGCCCAGCACCAGCCAAAAGGAGCUGCGUAUCGACGUACCGCCCGCGGCCAACACGCCCACGCCCGUCCGCAAGCAGUCCAAGCGCCGGUCCAACCUCUUCACCUCUCGGAAAGGGAGUGACCCAGACAAAGAGAAAAAAGGCCUGGAGAGCCGGGCGGACAGCAUCGGGAGCGGUCGAGCCAUCCCAAUUAAACAGGGCAUGCUGCUGAAGCGAAGUGGCAAGUCACUGAACAAAGAAUGGAAAAAGAAAUACGUCACCCUGUGUGACAAUGGUGUGCUGACCUAUCAUCCAAGUUUACAUGAUUACAUGCAGAAUGUUCAUGGCAAAGAGAUUGAUCUUCUGAGAACCACUGUGAAAGUCCCAGGGAAGAGGCCGCCCCGAGCCACAUCGGCCUGCGCGCCCAUCUCCAGCCCGAAAACCAACGGCCUGUCCAAGGACAUGAGCAGCUUGCACAUCUCACCAAAUUCAGGGAAUGUCACUAGUGCGCCUGGGUCUCAGAUGGCGAGCGGCGUCAGCCUGGGCUCCUUCAACAGCCGACCGGACGGCAUGCAGCAACGGUCCUACUCUGUCUCCAGUGCCGACCAGUGGAGCGAGGCUACGGUCAUUGCAAACUCAGCCAUCAGCAGUGACACGGGGCUCGGUGACUCCGUGUGCUCCAGCCCAAGCAUCUCCAGCACCACCAGCCCCAAGCUCGACCCGCCCCCCUCCCCUCACGCCAACAGAAAGAAGCAUCGGAGGAAGAAAAGUACCAGCAACUUCAAAGCCGAUGGCCUCUCAGGCACUGCUGACGCCAAACGCAAAGCAUGGAAACUAAACCGUGUUGGUAGCCUGCGAAAUAUCCACAACAGCAGCACCAACACCGAAGAACAAGAAGAAAACUUUGAGUUUAUCAUUGUGUCCCUCACUGGCCAGACGUGGCACUUUGAAGCCACCACCUACGAGGAGCGAGACGCGUGGGUCCAGGCCAUCGAGAGUCAGAUCCUCGCCAGCUUACAGUCGUGCGAGAGCAGCAAGAAUAAGUCCCGACUGACCAGCCAGAGUGAGGCCAUGGCCUUGCAGUCGAUACGGAACAUCCGAGGGAACUCCCACUGCGUGGACUGCGAGACCCAAAAUCCCAACUGGGCCAGUUUGAACUUGGGAGCCCUCAUGUGCAUUGAGUGCUCAGGGAUCCACCGGAAUCUUGGCACCCACCUUUCUCGAGUCCGAUCUCUGGACCUUGAUGACUGGCCCAUUGAGCUUAUCAAGGUGAUGUCGUCCAUUGGGAAUGAGCUGGCCAACAGCAUCUGGGAGGAGAGCACCCAGGGGCGGACGAAGCCCUCGCUGGACUCCACAAGGGAAGAGAAGGAGAGGUGGAUCCGGGCCAAGUAUGAGCAGAAGCUCUUCCUGGCCCCGCUGGCGUGCACGGAGCUGUCCCCGGGCCAGCACCUGCUGCGGGCCACCGCCGACGAGGACCUGCGGACGGUCAUCUUGCUGCUGGCGCACGGCUCCCGGGACGAAGUGAACGAGACCUGCGGGGAGGGGGACGGCCGCACGGCGCUGCACCUGGCCUGCCGGAAGGGCAAUGUGGUCCUGGCCCAGCUUCUCAUCUGGUACGGGGUGGACGUGAUGGCCCGCGACGCGCACGGGAACACGGCGCUGGCCUACGCGCGGCAGGCCUCCAGCCAGGAGUGCACCGACGUCCUGCUACAGUACGGCUGCCCCGACGAGCGCUUCGUGCUCAUGGCCACCCCCAACCUGUCCAGGAAGAACAAUAACCGGAACAACAGCGGCGGGAGGGUGCCCACCAUCAUCUGAGGACCGGCGGUGCCCGCAGCCUCCCGAGCGCCCUCAGGGAUCACGCCACGUGAGUCCCGUCGCGUCCCCUCACUCCUCCUGGUGGUCCCCAGCCAACCCCCCACGCCUCCACCCCACCCCCCUCACGCCAAGUGAAAUCACAAAACCCGGAUGGUCCUCAAGGGGCGAAGAGGAGGCCCGGAGGCUGCAGCAUUGAUUCCUUUGCAUAAAUUCCCCCGAUCAACACACAGGAGCGACCGGCGGGCCUGGGUUCGUUGAUGGUAGCACACGGUGCCGGACCCCGGUCCCUCCGGUGGCCGGGAGACAGAGCGUGGCACAAGGGACGGGACAUGGGGGAGGGGAGGCGCGCAGCCAGGAGAAGGGGCAACACUCCUUAACUGGCGGUUCAGCACAUCAGUACAUUUCACCUCUACCAGACGGAACGCUUGGGUUUCAUCUCUUCUCCGAGGAGCUUGACGGCAUAAAUCAGAAGCAAGAAGAGUUUGUCAGGUUUGAAGCCCCUAUGAUGGUAUGUGUCAAAUCAGUUGUAGCUAAUCUGUCCAGGGAGAGCACCGGCUUCAUUACACUCGUACAGCUGAGUUCUUCCAGCAUUACCGCUGUUUAAUAGAACAUGAUUAGUCAUCACCGAGAAGGAAGCGUAUUAGCCGAGGAGGUAGUUACACAGCACGCUCUGGCGAUUGCCGCGAUGUGACUGCAAUGCUCUUAGAAGCAUCGUAUUAUCCCAGACAUGUUCUUUCAAGCCCUUGGAGCCCUCCUUUCUAAAUUCACUGUCAUAAUUUAGUAUCUGUUUAAUUUUUCAGUCCAAAGAGAGGAAACCAGUUGCCGAGUGUUAUUUGACUGCAGUCUCCUUGGCGCAAAAACAAAACGGAAGAGAUAAAUAAGGGUGACUUGGAAGUUCAAAAGGAAAUCACGAAUUCAGCUAACGACAGCAUUUUGAGCACAUUUAGUGAACUAAGUAAAUGCGUAAAAGGCUGUUUUUUUGCCCAAACCUGAGAGGUAGUCUGUGUCCUUUUGCCGAGGUGGGUGUCUUGGGUCUCAGUCACUCGGGGGCCACGUUGCCCAAGUCACACAGGCUUCUGUAUUCUGUCUGUAGACGAGAUGUGUUCAAAACCUAUUUGAAUAAAAGAAGCUCAUAAAUAUGCAAUGAUUUCUCUACAGACAAGUGGCACCUCUGUUAAUUCAUAAAUGGAACUGGAUGUGAACUAAUAAUAUGCAACUAGUUGAGAUAAGAGGGUUACAGAUCAUCGUCCACGGGAAAUAUUCCCAGCAGUAAACACUUCCAUUAAUGUGAUAUACAGCUUCUAAAAAGGAGCAUAUCAGAGUAAGAUGGUGGUACAAUUUGCUUAUUAAAAUCAAGAAAGGGGGGGAUAAAAGCAUAUUAGCGGGGGAAAGAGGCAUGUCAUUCCUUGUUACUGGAAAGCACGAUUUAGAUCUGACCCUACUUUUGCCCACCCAGAGGAACAGCCUGUGGCAACGCGGGGGGUGGGGGGUGACUUUCCAAAUCCCAGACCCGGGCGCUUUGCAGAGGUCCAUCCUGACCACCGCUGCCAAUUUGGGAGCACAGACUGACUCAUGAAACGCCCUGAGACUUUUUUUUUUUUUUUUUUUUUUUUGCCUGGUGGCCAGGCCCAUCAUUUUAGUACAUCACCCGAUUUGCCGUCGUCACGGUUUCUGGCUGCUUCAGACUUCGGCCACCUUCAACGUGGUGGCCAAACAUAGUAAACCAGCUCGUGACACCUUAGGUGAAAAAGAAAAGGGGGCAACUGUGCCUUGAGCCCUUUGGCAGUAUGAGGGGGAGAGGGCGUCACCUUGAAGGACGGCAUGGGACUGAGGUAGCACAGAAACAUAGGGCCACGUUCACCCUGCCGCCUCCGGGGAAGUUCCUUGCUCCCAUAUAUUAAACCUUCUAUUUUGUAAGAGUGUUUCCCCCUUCUUUCACUUUUUUAAAAAAAAUUAAAGUAGGUGGGGAAAAGAUAAAGCUUUACACAGUUUCUACCUGGGUCGGGGUUUCAUGGGCAUUUCUAACCUUGAUGCAGCUCUGUGGAACUCGGCGUUUUCCCAGGAUAACAGGUGCGGAAGCCUCCAGCCUGGAAGCCUUGACAACAGGUCCGUAAUCCCUCCACCCGAUUUUUAAUUCUGUUUCAUGGCUGUGUGGUUAUUUUGAAUGUGAAUAGAGGAAAGAAGAAAGUCCUUCCUGUUUUUGAAGAACGCAUCACUGUUCUAAUCCAGCCACGCGCAUUCGCCUCCCCGUUAGCAUAGACGUUACGUAGUGAACACAGAUAGAGUAUAAACGAAAUUCUUAAAUUAUUUCAUUGUAGUUAAUUCCCACUGUAGGAAUGCUUUAUCACAGUGAAGCCUUCUUUUGAAAAGAAACGGAAUUCCUUGUAAGGCUUCUCUUUGGGAUGUAUAUGGGUGUGUACAGAUUAUUAUAUGUGUUUAUAAUAUAAUAUUUUCCCAGAUGACUUCUUUUUUCACUUAGCCUUUCACGACCUGAAUGCUAGACUGGUUUCUUCCCUUCCCUCCCUCCAGCGCUGGGACUUCAUUGAUUCCUCCUUAGAAAACUCGACCCCUCUCCUGCUAUUUUUAGCGAUAUUGAUCUGCUGCAGGGGGCAGCCUGCUUUCUCGAGCCCGAGUUUUGGCAACAGAGAAAAGGCGGUAGUGGGUUUCAAGGGUUUUCUUUUAAAAUAAAGGUGACCGGCGGCUCGUCUGUUUGUAUGUCAGUGUCAAACUAGAAGUCCUUUCUUUGCUGACAACGCUCUCAUUCCCAUCUUAAAGCCUUACUAACACCAAGGCCAGAGAAGCAAGGACCCAGGGCCAGUGUUAGAAAUAACCAGUUGAGGAAGGGGGUCCAGUUUUCAUAGUUUAUUUCCAUGUAAGUUCAGGGACAUGACAAGGACACAGGAAGCCACCACUGCAGAAUCCACGUAACCUUUUCUAUUCAGAAUUCAAAUUUUUCCUUGACGAGAAACCCACUGGCUGGGGAAGGCAUAUGAUAAGGCGGCCGCGUGUGAGGGCACCUGCACAGGUGAGCUGGGUGUAUUGCAGACCUCUCUGGAUUUCUCUUGUGGCCAAGAGAACCCUGCGGAGAAAGGAGCCUUGAUUCUGACGGUGCAUGGGUGGACCUCGAGUACUGGGGUGGACAGACAGAUGGUUUACCAAGCCAGGGUCCCGGGUUCCUUCCGUCUCCGGUCUUCCCAGUAGAUGAGCAGUCGAGGGUGAGUGAGUGACGUUACUGCCAUGAGUCUUUGGUCCCAGAAGCAGGUACAGUUUCCUGUCCCCCAGGAAGCCCGCCCUAUGUGGAAUUAUCCCAGAAAGCAGGUGAGGGCAGCGGGUGCUUGCUGGCCGCUGGGCUGUCGGGUGCAGGAGAGAGCAGCUCUUCCUGAAUUACUCUGGCCUGGAAUCCUUAAAGCAGCACCUUUCCUGCAGGGCCACGAGUCCAGGCUGCGGCCCUUGUAGCACCGGUGCAGGGCCGUGCACUUCUGCCCCCUCCUCUGAGGUUUCGUGCCGCCUGAUGCGGUCCGCUUGGACCCAGCCUCGGCCUCCAGCAUCAGCUCCGGGCCUCCCAGUUUGGUGCCACCUGAACACGUUCAGGCUCAUUCCCCACAUUUGCAAAGGAGCUGUCACUACUUCAUUAGGGAACAAUAGUCCAACAAGAAAGGCAGCCCUGGGGCCGAGCAGACCUGGGUUCACCUGGCCUUGCUGUCCCAUCCAGCUUCCUCAGCUGUGGAACCCUGUGGCCUUGCAGGGUGUGGUGACGUUUGGACCGGUGUGGUAAAUGCCGGCCCGAUGCCCGCCAGCCCGGAAACCUGCCCCAGCCAGUGCCCUGGGGGGCGGGGGCGGCCAGGCCCUCCCGUCGAGGCUCUGACCCUCCUCUGUCUCUGCUGAGCCCGCCGUCGCCGUCGUCGUCGUCGUCGUCCUCGUCGUCCUCGUCGUCGGUGGGAGCGAGGCUCUCCGAGAACCCCUGCUUCUGGGCAGCCCCUCCCCCAGGGGUGAGCCCGCACUGCCCCCUCCCCGUCACUCACCGCCGUGCGCCCACCAGCCUGAGUCUGAGUUUGAUUUUCUAGGGGACGGAAGGGUGAGUGUCCCCUUCAGGCCCUUCACCCCCGCUGCUUCUGGCCAAGACCACCCUUCGCUCUCCCGCACCCUCUGCUGUGUCGUCGAUCCCAAGGCCUCUGUCCUUCAGACGCCUCCUCUGGCACUGAGAGGCCGCUGGGCACACUCGUGUUUGGGGCCCGUUCGGUGUCCUUAUCCUGCUUCCGCUUUAAAACCAGAGCUUCUUGCAGGCACUCUGGGCUGGCAGGGUGUGGCCUGAGGCUCCAGGGCCGCCUUCUGUCUCCCUCUGCCCCUCAUUGAGCUGCUGUGGCUGGCCAGUGACCUUGCCCUGGGCCUGCCCUUGGUGGUACCAUCCUCCCCCUUGGGAGUGGCCACUGGCUCCUGCCCAGCCCCCAGCCGAGCUGUGCUCACGGGUGACAUGGGCCCCGGUGGCUCCAACCCCGCCAGUCCUUUCUCUUUGCAUUUAGAGUGUUCUGGAAGCGGGGGUGGGGGGGGAGCUCGGAAGCCUUGCCACAAUGUAGGUCCUCAGUGAGUAAAGUAGGGUCAGGUCUCAAAAACUGCUCAGAAGACACAGAUGAUUGGAAAGCAAAUCCGUCACCUCUGGACGGGCUGCUUCCACUCGCUCACAUCCUCUGUCAGGUGCCCCGCAAGGUCAUCGCGACUUUUCUGCAGCUCCCCUGGACCGUAUUUAUGUCCUUCAGGCAAACAAACUGAAGAGCCGUCAGGAAGGAACUCUGAUAGAAACGUGCUGAAGAUACACAUCUUUCUUUCCCAGGAAAUAUAAUUCAUUUCUAACGGCCUCUUUACAUGUGGGCUUCACACGCUGUGAAGUCGUGUCCUGGAGUGAUUUUCAGCCCCAUCCUUAACCAAAAAGCUAAAUAAGGGCCUUUGGCAUCAAGACUUACAUCUUUCUCUUUUAGCCGUGGUUUAGACAUGUUUUUUUUGGAUUCCCCAAGCGGCUGAGGCAGGGUCUGCUUCUGCCCUGCUCUGUGCCCUACGCUGACAGGUCCUUUUUCAUUCAAGUUUCUAAAUCAGCUUUGCCUUUCAGUCAAGACAUCAGAUUCCUUCCAGUUAUGCAGACGGGAGAAGCCGGGUGGGCUAAUCCCUUGGGGUAGAUGAAACACUGCUCAGACUUUCAGUUCCAUCACUGCCAGGAAGUAGUCACUGGAACCCAAGGUGCUGUGACAUCUGAGAGAGAAAUGUUGCCACACAGGGUCAGCACCUCCACGUUGGACGUUCAACCACCUAAGACGUGAUCAUCCCCAAACCACAGAUUUUCUCCCCCUUAGAAAAGUAAUGCUGUCCUAAAACAGAUGUUUUUUAAAACUAUGAAUAAAUUCCCUGUCUCAUUUUGGAUGUCUGCUGCUUUUUAAAUAUAGAUUGACACUUUUUUCCAGUUGGCGUUUGCAGUCUGGGUCUGAGUUGAAAUUAGAGGACAUUUCAUCAGCAGGGGAUUCUGUAAAACGAAAAAGUCUGUUUUUAAUCUGUGAUUUUUUUUUUUUAACGCCCAGAUUUUAGAAGUAUUUGUUUCACCAGUGUAGCAAGCACCCUCUGCAAAGCAAGGGUGCGGUGACCAUGAACUUGAAAUCCUCUCCUUAAGGCAUUUCACUUAUGAGGUGGUGUUUUUGUUGUCAGCGUUUGGGGGUUUGCGCCUUUUUGGUGAAAGUGUCCUUAUCUGAGGCCCUCAAGCCAUCCAGAAGGCCUUCGGUGCCGGGGAGAGGGCAGGGUUGGGGCAGGCGUGCCCAGCAGAGACCCAAGGUGGCUCUAAAGGCUGCAGGUGUACGAGCAUGAGCCUGCCCCGUUAAAAGGACGGGAUCGCGGGCUUCCAGCCACCGCGGGACACCCGGCUCCCAGCAGGCGCCGGCUGUGCGCAAGGAGAGGCAAGGUGGCUGCAUGAGUGAGAGGUGGGCUUGAGGUUUGUCUUGUGUUGGGCCUGGCUGUGGCGUCUGUAGAGAAGGACUUCCGAGGGUCGUGAUCAAGGCGUGAGAGAGGUCCUCACCUGUCCGAGUGCAAUUAGGACUCAUCUAGAUUUCAGUGUCGGUGGGCAUUCCAUGACCUUCAGCUUUUGAGAUGCAGAUGAAAGAAAGGAACCAAACAAGAUGUGAGAGGGCUGGGGAGGCUUUGGAAUGGAGCAAACCCCCUUAACACACCCACGGUCGGGAACAGUCACCCCUCAAUCAGAUUAUGCCCCUGUCUCCCUAGUGCCGGACGGCAUCCAUACCGGCCCGGAAGCUAAUGUCUGAGCUGGUUCAAAUACUCUUGUCAUAAGGAGACUCUGCCCAUCCCCUAGAAGCUCGUACUCAGAGCUGGCUCGUGGAAAUUAAAGGUGUGUCAGGGGCUGGGUGAAGGACGUCCCGGGUCUCCCCACCCCUGUAACGACGCCUGUGUUAGAAACCCACAGUGCCUGGCUUCGUGCAGAGACCUUGGUGAGCAGCCCAGCUGGGGACACUGCACUCAGCUCUGCACCUGACUGAGCCGCCUGGGGAAAAGGUACAUCCCGCUUGGGAGGACAGAGGCUGGACCCAGGGUGCCGUGAGCUGGGGACAAGCCAGGGAGUUAGCGCUUACUGCUCAUGGGAGCCCAACACGCACCUCUCAGCCCCCCAGUCCCACCCACGGGGUCCCGGCAGUUUUCUCACCAGGACUAUUACGAGUGCACUGGUGGGCUUGAGUGAGGGUCAGAGCUGUUCCGUGGUGGAUAGGCGGGGGGUAGGUACCCUUACAAACUGCUCUGUGGCUGUUCACGCAUCUUGGUCUUAGAAAUAAUGCCUUCUCCAAGCCUUCAAACGCAGCACGGUUUCUCUCCUCCGACUGAGUUUUUGUGUGUAAAAUAUAUCAGAUUCUUGGGGCUGCUGCCCCUGCCCUGGCUUGAGUUCCCGUGUGCUGGGGAUGCCGUGUGCACUUGAUCAGAGGCCGAGCCCCGGAAGGACCGGGCUGGCAGCCCAGGGAAGGGCUGGAAUUCGGCCGCACCAGCUACAGGCAUCGCCACGUGGGUCCGAGGGUGUGGCUUCCUGCCCCAGACAAGCCCCGCUCUCCUGUCCCUGACUCGGAACUGGGUUCUCAUCUUGCCACUGGGUGUGUUUCUGAAAGGGAAGCCGAGCAGGUCAAAGGCGAUGACGGAGGCAUUUCUAGGAGGGACUAGGGAAGGCCGCGCCUCGCCACACUUUAGCACACUUCUCUGUUCUGUAAAUAGCCAUGUAUAGAAGACGGAAGCGGAGCCUGGGGUUUAUCCAGAGAUGGGUUUUUUCCUUUUCUUUUUUUGGUUGUUUUUAUAUUACCUCAUUCAGCAAGUUUGUUUCACAAUGACUCAAUGAUGCUUUAUUUAUAUUGUUUGUACUGUAAUUAAAACCAUUGACAGACAUUUCACUUGGCUUGUUAUUUCCUACGAUCUUGUUUUGAUUAAAUAUGCCAGUUUGUAUUUUCCUGCCUUGGGAUUUUUUUGUGUCAGCUGUACAGUAUUCUAAGGGGACAAAAAAAAGAAAAAGAAAAAUGUGUAAAGUAAUGGAGAGAGGUGGCUAUAGCGUAGAGGCCUCUUUCUAAUAAAGAAAUGGAAAUACGUCUA